Australozyma saopauloensis is the source of this 1131-nucleotide messenger RNA. Its product is annotated as FG-nucleoporin. Lineage: Eukaryota; Fungi; Ascomycota; Pichiomycetes; Serinales; Metschnikowiaceae. Gene Ontology annotation, cellular component: nuclear pore central transport channel; nuclear pore nuclear basket; nuclear membrane. Gene Ontology annotation, molecular function: structural constituent of nuclear pore; phospholipid binding; nucleic acid binding. The transcript has a single exon. Gene Ontology annotation, biological process: NLS-bearing protein import into nucleus; nuclear pore organization. The coding region runs from base 1 to 1131 and encodes 376 amino acids. The record is from RefSeq and is a predicted model, not a curated record.
AUGACCUCUUUGGCCCAAAAUGGUACCGAAUCGUCGGACCCGGCUUGGUUCCAGACCACUAACAAAAAGGUUGUCUCAAACCACCUUUCGCUGAAGAAAAGACUCGGGUUUCAGCUCAGUGCUGUUGCUGGAAAGAAAGAUUCGAAGACAAACAACAGUGACCCCACAAAAAGCGUGAGUCAAUCGGAAUUCAACGUUGUAUCUUUUGGAACAAAAUCUCACAAAAACUCCAUCGCGGGCGCUGACACCCUGUUGAUGCUCCAGAACGGAGACGAUACCGUCUUGGAAACUGACGACAUUCCUCUUUAUAACAACAGCGAGGAUCUCCCGCCCGCCAGAUCAUUGUACGACUUGAAUGAUGAAGUCAUGAUAUCAUUGAAUAGACCAGUUCAGCACACCGAAUCUUUCAUCAAUAAGGAUCCUCGCAAGUAUGUAAACGUAUUCUCGAAAGAGGAGUUGCCUACAAAACUGGAGGAGGAGAAGAAUAGUUUGAAGAACUCACUUCUGAACAGUGAAGCUGCAGUUUUGGUGUUUGGGUACCCAGAACACAUGGCCAACCAAGUCAUCGCCCGUUUUCUGGAGUUGGGAACUGUUUUGGAGAAGUUCGAGGCCGCUAAAGAAUCUGGAUCCACUACUAGACAUACUCUCUCCACAUUUGCCGGCUCCUUCCCACAAGCAAUGGAGGCAUCCAAGAAUGAUUCGCGCGUGGUACCAAUUUUCAGUGGUCAUUCAUGGGUCAAAAUAACCUACGAUAAUCCAGCAUCUGCUCUUGAUGCAUUGCAAGAAUCUGGUUCUGUUUUCAAUGGCGUUCUUAUAGGAGUUAUUCCAUACACAAAAGAAGCUGUCGAGAAAUUACUGAAAAGAAAAUUAGCGUUGCUGGAGGAUAUCGGUAGUGGUGUCUCCGCUUUCUCUAAUACUGCUAACCCAAAGGGUGACAACGGCAUUCUUGGUGACAAAAGCGAAUUACAAUCUGCAUACUCGAAACGACUUGAUAUCAAGGAUGGUAGUGGCUUGUUUUUGACUUCUCAAAACAACAACACAACUGCCGCUAAAGGAGAUCCUAAAGCAAAUCAAAACUUGGGCUUGUGGGGUUCUAUUUCUAACUACCUAUUCGGAUUCCACGACCUUUAA